Messenger RNA from Microthlaspi erraticum, 756 nucleotides. The record is from the annotation of a GenBank genome assembly. NCBI's taxonomy places the organism in Eukaryota, Viridiplantae, Streptophyta, Magnoliopsida, Brassicales, Brassicaceae.
AUGGAAUCUAGAGGAUCAGAUUUGGUCUCAAGCGCGAAAUAUUCAACUCCAGCAAUAGAAGGCACCUACAAGAAGCUUAUUACAUAUGAUAAGGUCUUGAGGAAGAGGUAUACAGUUUCACGACUUGGGCCGAGGACUCACGAUACUGAAAUUUUGGUGAAAGUUUUGCGCUUUUGGCUAAACGAUCACCCAACUUCUGCUAAAAGAUUAGAGCUCAUACUAUCUGAUGAAGAGGGAGAGAAGAUUCAAGCAACUGUGCAUGUUUCCGUUUAUGAGGCUUAUGAUUGCAAGGUCAACGAGGGAGAUUGGAUUCUCAUUAAGAAUUUCGAUGUCACUACUCAGACAGGACAUUGUAGAGCUACUUGGCAUCUAAAUCGAAUAUACUUGAUGCCAACAACAAUCAUCACAAAGAUCUAUUUCGCUAGCGUAAGACACUUUUUCAAUUUCGUUGAUUUUGAAAAAAUCAUAGAUGGUUCAGACUGUGAUGAUUAUUUAGUAGGAGAGGUUGUCAAUAUAAGUGAAUCUACUAUUUGGAAAGAGGCUUUGAUUGAAAAACCGAGGAGUUAUGAUGCAGAUAGUAUCGAUCCUAGCAUCAAGUUUCAAAUCCGUGACCAAAGGUGGGGACUAAUAGAAAUUCGAGCAGGCAAGGUUACAAUUUAUUGCAUUGCUCCAUCCACGCUCUCCUUGAAUCCUUCGAUUCCUGAGGUUGAUGAGUUCGAGAAGGUAUGUUCGAGGGGGAGAGAGGAAGAGACAUGA